CUCAAGCUGUUUUUUUAGACAAACGUUGUCAAGCUGCUUUUUGUCAAGCUGCUGGAAAUAAACAGAAAAAACAAUCAAAACAGCAGGCCAUUAGUUGGGCCGUUCUGCUCGUAGGCUACAGGCCCAGUGCGCCUGUUUCGCUGGAAGGCAAGGCGGCACGCCACCUCUGACUUGCCUUCGGGCACGGAUCUGGUUCCCCAGCAAAUCCCCUUCUCCUGCUCAGGAACCCACCCUCGGGCGCCGCGCCGGUAAGGUUCACCGGAAUCGCCGGUAAGGUUCACCGGAAUCGCCGGUACUGGGCGCCGCCCGCUGUCGCCGCGCCGGUAAGGUUCACCGGCAUCGCCGGUACUGGGCGCCGCGAUCGACUGGUUGACUCGAUCCGAUUACGAGCCGGCCGGCCCUAACCGACGCGUCCACCAGUCGAAUUCGGAAUCCCAUCUCGCCCGAUCCCCGCUGCAUCUUGUUGCCGAGCCCGUCUCUCUCUCUCUCUUAGCCUACUGCUGUGGGCUGUGGCAGAUGGAGCCCAUGAGGGUGCGGACGAGAAUUCCUAUCAUCUACGAGGUCGUGGAAGAUCGGGAGCCGGCCGACGGGCAGCAAUUCCUGGAACGAGGUAUACGGGAUUGGAUGCAAGGCCGGUUGCCGUUGAUCGAUCAAGAACUCGACAUGUUACAGACACAACAAGAGGCUCGGCAGCAGAGCCGCUAUGAGGAGGAGGAGGAGGAGGAGGGGCCGUUCUGGCCGAGUUUGGUAGUCCCAGCCUCGCGCGACGCCGUCCUGCAGCUGCCGGAGACAGCCGGCGCGCCAGCCGGAGCCCGGCUCCAGCAAACGGAGUGCGCCGUGUGCCUCAAGGAUUUCAAGGUGGACGACAAGGUCACGACGAUGCCGUGUGACCACUACUUCCACCAAGGUUGCAUCUAUGAGUGGCUCAUGGUCAGCUGCGUCUGCCCCCUCUGCCGUCACGCGCUUCCUGCUGCAACUCCACCGGCGCACCACAUGGAGGCGACAAGUCCAUCUCCAUGACCAAUUUUUCUGCUGGUGUCACUCUCCCUGCUUCAAGCCAGGCAGACAAGGAAAUUUAUCAGCUAUUCAGUCCUCAAUGUAAACCUAGAACUUGAAGCAGAGCAUAUCUUUAUUGUUUUUGAGAAAAAAAAGAGCGUAUCCUGAUCUGCUUCUAGAGCAACGUUGUGGCCCCUCUCUCUCUCGCUCUCUGUUUUCCUUUGAUGUAAAACUAUUCAUGUCUCCAGAGAAGAAUGUUUAACUUGAACUAGUGCCAUGUUUAUUUUACCUGCCACCGGUGUUACCCAGAUCAGUAUAUCACUGGCGCUCUAUUGUCACUGAUGAUAUUAGGGUCCCUUUUCUUUGACUGUAUUCCUUGGUGUUGAGGAGUAAGAGUAUUUGCUUUAGUUGUCACUAGCAAGAAUGCACAUUUGUCAGUGAUUCAACUCUCAAGCAAAAUACCUUUGACAAGGGUACUUAUUCCUGAGAAAAAUACAAACUUCUUUUUUUUCCUGGAAAAAUAGAAACUGAAACAAUGAUCUAGAAGAGGUUCAACCAUGCCCUUACAAUUUUCGCUCCAAACAAUAACCGUGGUGUUCAGACUCUGAUGGGUGUAUUAUGGUUUACUGUUAUCUCUGAUGGUGUUCAGACUCCCCAGAAAAUAGGAAACU
Molecule: messenger RNA, 1667 nt
Organism: Triticum aestivum (bread wheat)
Lineage: Eukaryota; Viridiplantae; Streptophyta; Magnoliopsida; Poales; Poaceae
Product: probable E3 ubiquitin-protein ligase RHC1A
Exons: 2
Coding region: 517-1020 (167 amino acids)
Biological process (GO): ubiquitin-dependent protein catabolic process
Cellular component (GO): membrane
Molecular function (GO): ubiquitin protein ligase activity
Source: RefSeq, a predicted model, not a curated record